Messenger RNA from Diplodia corticola, 1737 nucleotides. RefSeq names its product carboxylesterase type b. The transcript is spliced from 5 exons. The record is from RefSeq and is a predicted model, not a curated record. NCBI's taxonomy places the organism in Eukaryota, Fungi, Ascomycota, Dothideomycetes, Botryosphaeriales, Botryosphaeriaceae. The coding region runs from base 1 to 1737 and encodes 578 amino acids.
AUGUUCAAAGACUUCUCAAUCGUGCUGACGGCGCUUCUGACAUUUGUCAAUGCCACUCCGGUCCUGAAGAACCCUUACGAUGCCGUGUCGCAGCAGUGGCCACCCGAGAAGGACGGGCUGAAGGUCGACUUGGGCUACGGAAUCUACCAAGGUUACCACAACUCGACUUCACAGCUGAACAUCUGGAAAGGGGUGCGGUAUGCUGCACCACCGUUGCAUUCGCUACGUUUCCAGGCGCCCGAAGUGCCGGCCGUCAACAGGCAGCUGCAGAACGCCACGACAACCCCAUUGAUCUGUCCUCAAGCUAACCCCACUGUUGCGAGACCGGAACUGGGGGCAUUGUUCUUCCUCGACGGCCCUUCCAGCGAAGACUGCUUGUUUUUGAACGUCUAUGCUCCCGAUGACGCACACGACCUUCCUGUCUUCGUGUGGAUCCAUGGCGGCGGAUACGACUUGGGAGGCACCGUGCCGUAUGAUCCUUCGGCGCUCAUCAACACAAACAACCAAGACUUCGUCGCCGUCGUCAUCCAGUACCGCCUCGGAGCUUUCGGGUUCCUCUCUUCGGAAGAGGUGCGCCAGAAGGGAGCGCUGAAUGCCGGACUCUUGGACCAGCAGAUGACGCUUCAGUGGGUGCAGGAGUACAUUGAUCUUUUUGGAGGUGAUCCGACUCGCGUCACAGUGGCAGGCGAGUCUGCGGGCGCCGGCUCGGUCAUGAACCUUGCCAUUGCCUAUGGCGGAGCGCAGGGCAAUCAGCUGUGGUCCAAUGGAAUCACUGCCAGCCCUUUCCUCCCACAGUACUUCGACUACAACUCACCAGAAGCUGUCAGCCAGUACAACGAAUUCGCUGACCUGGCCGGUUGCACCGGAACCGAUCCUGCCGUUUUCGAAUGCCUCCAAUCGGCUUCCAGCGCCGACUUGAUAUUCGCCAACAACCAAACCGCCACAUCGGCACUCCUGGGCAUUUUCGAGUGGAGGCCGGUGGUCGAUGGUGACUUGAUCCCACAGCGGCCGAGCCAGGCACUCAAAGGCCGCAUCAAUGGCCAGCGUAUCUUGACAGGCAACAACGCCAACGAAGGCUACGCACUCACACCACAGAAUAUCACAACGCAAGCUGAAUUGGUACAGUAUCUGCGCACCUACUUCCCGCGCCUAACCGACAGCGACGUUACGCGAAUCCUGGAAGCAUACUCGACCCCCAAUGUCCCGGACAGCCCCGCCACCCCAAAGUUCCCGACGACAGGCGACCACCCGCCCACGGCUGUCAACCAGUCCGAGCUUGCCACCGGGCACCAACAAGUCGCCAAUAACUUUUACGGCGAGGUCACCUUGAUAUGCCUGUCAUAUUGGCUCGCAUCGGCCUUCGACAGGAACGGCGGUGACUCUUUCCAAUACCAGCUCUCCGUCACCCCGUCGUUCCACGGCUUCGACACGUUGUUCUACUUCCCCAAUCCCUCUUUCCCCGUCGGUGCCGAAGUCCAGAAGGCGUUCCAGAGCGCGUGGGGCGGUUUCAUCACUGCCAACACUCCGUCCGACUGGCCGCGGCACACGGCAGAGCAGCCUUUGAUGGAGAACGUCAACGCUACGGGUGGGACGCCGGUUGAGAUUCUGGGGUUUACGUUCUACUUUGAUCCUGGUGUCGAGGCGGACUUGACGACCGUCAGAGCGGAUACCUGGGAAGGAGGACGGGGGGAGCGGUGUGAGCUGCUAAGAGAGUUGAGCGAGGCAUUGGUCAUUUAG